AUGGCUCAGACAAUGGAUGAUAUGAGUGAUCAUGGACUGCAUGCUACAGACCUUGGAUUCUUCUCUGUGAUUGACCAGAAUUCGGUCGAUGACCAUUCUAUGGAUCCUUAUUCUGACCUCGAGCAUGAUUCUAUAAACCACCACUUGAAUGUGGCCAGUUCUGCUGCAACUGUUCCAUCAGCUACUGUUGCUCUAGAGAAAAAUCCGGAUGAAGUAAUAGAAACUGACAGCACUGAUAUUCUAUCCAGACAGGCAGUCGGUUCUCAUCUCGGCACUGGAUACGAAUGCUUGUCCAGUGGGCUAUUUUUCGUAUUUCAAGAAGACCUAAGUUCUCCGUUGGCGGAUCUGGCCAGAUCAACAUGGGUAGAUCCUCCUAACGGUGUUGCUGGAUUUAGUAUAGAUAUACUGGAUACAAUAUGGAAAAUACAUUUGGCUCCUAUAGGAUUCAAACUGCGCCAGGUGAUGGUCUUGGAGCAUUUGCAGUAUUUAUCAAAGUAUCUUGUUCCAAACUAUGAAAUAUCGGCUUCGACGCAACCUGUUCAUACACUGUCUAUUGUACUGAUGAUCAAUGAAAUGUUCCGAUUGCGGCGUGCUGAUCCAUGGUCUGUUUUCGCCGAGGAUUUGUCGAAAUUUGAACUACUUUUCUUGCAAGUUCAGCAUCUGCUUCUUUCUACCGAUUACGAUCUUGGAUUUGAUGAAAGGAGAUUUUUGUUGAUUUUUUUGACUCAUUGUUUUGAGUCGCUAGAAAUACCAUUUGUACGAUCUGAAUGCCUCAAGAUUACAGGCAUUGGUAUAUGGCACGAACUUAUGAGUAGAGAAAUUUGCGAGCAACAUGUGACCGAGGCUCCUGAACGUCAAGCAUUGUGGGAGCGUUCUGAAAAACGAUAUCAAACAGCCAAGCAAUCUAUAAAAGAAAAGUUACUUUUCAAUCGUUCGUUUUUAAGCAAGCUUAUUUGGGGAUUUUUAGACAUUUUAGCUGAUAUUCCUAAAAGCGGAUCUGCUCCUCAUGGUGCAGUUGCAUAUUGCGAGAGAUUUGUAGAAUUUCUUAUAUGCCUUGAUUUUCAACUGCCCACUCGCCGCCAUGUUCAUAUCUUGCUUUUCGAUCAUUUAGUUGUGACUAGCUGUUUAAACAGUACACUCUAUGCACUGUCUCUUAAAGUCAAAAAAAUUGCGACCUCUACUUUGGCAACAAUAGAUUCAUGGGUUUUUCAUGAAUACACACCUGGACCUAUUUUUAAACGAUUGGUGGACCGUCUUGAGUACUACUCAACUUUUCCUAUUGACGAUGUUACUGGAGCAGCACUUUCAGCUCGAGAUGUGCUUGAUAAACACUAUGCCUGCAUUCAUAAGGUCCAAAAGAUCUGUUUCACUUUAUUCAACGAUUCUCUUGGAGAGUUUUCGUUACUGAGUAUUAGCAAUAUGUCUUGCGAGGAGAUCAAAUCACACUUCAAGCCUUUGAGUGACGCUACUCUACAAGAGUUUUGUAAGCGUGUCGGCAUUCGUACUACAUUGCCCUUGACGCGAGCCGAUGCAAUGGUGCACUCGCGCAGUUUUUUAAUUGAUAUGAUUUGCCAACUGUUGACAAAACCAAAACUUCGUAGUGACACAAUACACAUGGAGUCCGUUUAUCCAACUGAAAAUACACUUUUUGACGAAUCAGUCUGUCCUGCUAACAAUCUUUUUAGUAACACCCACUGUUCUCCUGUUCCGAAACUCACCCUUCAAUACUUGACUAUGCAAGACUAUGCUCUUCGCCAGCUUGAUCUUCAUAAAAUUUACUUUUUCAUGCAACUUCGAGAUUACAUUGAAGACGCCAUCAUGCGUCUUUCUCCCACCUAUUUGAAGGAUACAAUGUCUUCUAAAGGUAGCACUAUAUUCAAAGGAUUUUCUCAAAUAGCCCUGCCUAUUGUUCAGUUUCAAAUAUCUGAAGUUGGACAUCCAAUGCUUACUGAAUCCAAGCCUGCUUUUGUUAAAGGGGACCUUGUCUAUUCUGUUGGAAAACUUGCACAUAAUGUGCGAAACGAGUGGGAUAUGAUUCGUCCGGGUGAUCACUUGAUUCUCCUGAAUGUUCAAAUGCAACCCACUGCAAAUGAAGACGGAUUUGAUCCUAUUGUGACGGAUCUUAAUAUCGGGGAGAGCGGCGCGCUUUUUAUGAAACGCUAUGGUAUUGUUUCUGUGCGAGGCUGCGAGGUUUGUGAAUUGCUUGGGGAAAAUGGAAAACCAGUAGACGAUUUUAUAUCUGCCCAGACUACCCGCAUUCACGAAGAUAAGCCUAGAGUAUGGCGUAAUCAGAGAUCCAUUAGCGUACUAUUUGAUACAAAUCAGUAUCUUUUAGACACUCUCACUGGAAAUAAGGCAAAAACGAAUGUGAGCGAUACUUUUAAUGUAGUGAUCCGACUGCGUUCUGAGCUAAACAAUUUCAAAGCGGUUUUGGACGCUUUGCGCGAUGCCGCCCACUGCAGCGACAUAGUACCAGAAUGGUUUCAUGAUCUUGUUCUUGGCUAUGGAGAUCGAAAAAGUGCCCACUAUUCUCAGUUGGAGUUUUCAGAUUGUCCUGUGUAUGUUGGUAAAACUUUUGAAAGCCUUGCUCAUCUGCAAGAGUCUUUUCCUAAUUGGAAGUUUUCUGCAGCAUAUGGUUCGUCUAAAACAGAUGGAAAUGAUAUUUUGGCUCCUCCUUUUGUGUUGACAUUACCACAGGCUCUUUUUGUAGCCAGCGAGUCUCGAGAUCCGCUACCACUCUCCGAAUUAAAAAUUGGUAGCAAACGCAGCUCUGACGCCAUGGAAGAUUCUUCCUUGCAAACUAAUGAUUCAGUUACUGUCAAAGUCGAAUCUGUUGGCACGCCCAUGGAUUCGAUACUUGAUAGUACGGACAACUUUGCAAAAGCCAAAAGCCUUAAAUUUACACGUGAGCAAUCCGAUGCAAUUAUAUCAGGAUCUAUAAAAGGACUGACGCUUAUAUCAGGAGUGCCUGGCUCUGGAAAAACUAGUAUUGCUGCUCAAAUUGUAUCAAACAUUGUCAAUGGAUGUCCGUCAGAUCGUACAUUGGUUGUAGCUCCUACUCAACGCCAAUUAGUUCGACUCUUAGGAAACUUGAUUCAGUUUGGCGUAAACGAACGCUAUGUUAUUUCAUUAUCUCAUGGAUUCGGUGAGCUUCGAGCAGACAGUGACGAAGCUUUGGGAAAGCUAGGUCGUAUAAACCAUCUUUUAUCUCGUCGAAAGCAUCUGCUCACUCGAGUUGAUCAACUGGCUAAAUCAAUUGGGGUUCCUGGAGAACACGGUAGCUCCUGCGAAACUGCAAACUACUUUUACUCGUUCCAUGUUAAUUCGCUAUGGACUCAAUAUUUGGAAGAUAGUAGUCGACAGUCAUCCCUUGCGUCCAUCACGAAGAAUUUUCCCUUUACCCACUUUUUUACAUCUGUAAAGGACCGCCAAAGGAUCAGUUUACUUUUUUCAGCAAACUCCCUAGAAAGUGCAGUUUCUGCUGCGACUAUGCUGUACCAACAUAUACAAGACAUAUUUAAUGAACUUGCUGAAACACAGGCGUUGGAGUUGUUGCGAUCUCGCAAAGAUCGCGCAGAUUAUAUUAUAUCAAAACAAGCACGCGUUAUUGGUAUAACGGCAACGGACAUUUCUCUUAAACGUCGCGAACUAGCUCGACUUGGAUUCCACUUUCAAAACUUUAUUGUUGAUGAUGCUCAUCAGAUGUUUGAGAUGGAUACACUUGUAUCGCUAUUGCUGAAUCGUCAUACUACGUGGCAAACGCCUAAAAACGACCAGGAUAUGCUAGAUGGACUGAAGCGCAUUGUUAUGACUGGCAAUGCCGUUUCUUUGCCACGAUACAUUUCUAGCAAUGCACUAAAGUAUUAUUCCAAUUUUGAUCAAAGUUUGUUUUCACGCCUCAUCAAGCUUGGUGUCCCGACACUGACAUUAAAUGUGCAACGUCGCCUACGUCCAUCCAUUGCAUGCUUUUCGCGCGUAUUCUAUCCAUUGAUGCGUUGCGUUCCCACCGACCAAUUGGAUUUGCAAAUGAAACUAGCCAACCCAGGUUUUGUAUACGAUGCACAAUUUAUCAACGUAGAUCAAUUUCUUGGUCAACACGAAACUGAGCCCCGCAAAGAUUUUUUCCAAAAUCUUGGAGAAGCCGAAUAUCUAGUUGCUGUGUUCCAGUAUAUGCGAUUGAUUGGGUAUCCAGCUGGAAAAAUUGCCAUUUUGACACCAUACAAGGGGCAAAAAGAACUUAUUCGGGAUGUUUUAGAGCAACGCUGUUCAUGGAAUCCAGUAUUUGGCACGCCACAGCAUAUUAAAACGAUUGAUGAGUUUAGGGGCAAUGUGGCAGACUAUGUUUUGGUGUCACUUGUCCGCACACGCACAGCUGGUGUUAUGGAUGAUCAAAUCAAGAUGGCAUCAUUGCUGUCAUCUGCUCGCUUGGGAUUUCAGGGAUUUUCUCGAGAGUUGGACAACUCUAGCUUUGAAAUUGGGGCAGAUGGAGACUUGCCAGAGACUUUGAAAAACCCAUCCAUUGUUUGCAUGAGCAAUGUGGAGCAUAUGGGUCAAUAUGUUCACCAGAUGGCUCAAGAACAAUUAUCUUGGCUGCAGCAGCAAGUCAUAUCUCAACCAUCAGGACAUGGGGCACGCAAUGGAAAAUGA
Messenger RNA from Batrachochytrium dendrobatidis JAM81, 4647 nucleotides. RefSeq lists its product as uncharacterized. Gene Ontology annotation, cellular component: catalytic step 2 spliceosome. Gene Ontology annotation, molecular function: helicase activity; mRNA binding. Lineage: Eukaryota; Fungi; Chytridiomycota; Chytridiomycetes; Rhizophydiales. The record is from RefSeq and is a predicted model, not a curated record. The coding region runs from base 1 to 4647 and encodes 1548 amino acids. The transcript has 7 exons.